UUAUGUCAUACAGUUUCAGAGAAACAAAACUUAACUCUGUCUCUGUCAGUGUGAGCAGUAAAAUGGCUGAAGGUGGAGGUUUACUGGAUCAGGACCAGUUCAGCUGUCCAAUCUGUCUGGAUCUGCUGACGGAUCCGGUGACUAUUCCCUGUGGACACAGUUUCUGUUUGGGCUGUAUUAAGGGCUACUGGGAUCAGGAUGAUAAUACUGGUGUCUACAGCUGUCCCCAGUGCAGACAGACCUUCACUCCAAGGCCUGUUCUGGGCAGAAACAUCAUGUUGGCUGAAGUGGUGGAGAACCUGAAGAAGACAGGAUUCCAAACUGCUCCUCCUGCUCACUGUUACGCUGGACCUGGAGACGUGGCGUGUGAUUUCUGCACUGGGAGAAAGUGCAAAGCCGUCAAGUCCUGUCUGAUGUGUCUGGCCUCUUACUGCGAAACUCACCUCCAGCCUCACUAUGAAUUUCCUGCGUUAAAGAAGCACAAACUGGUCAAAGCUAUUGGAAACCUGCAGGAGAAGAUCUGCUGUCAUCAUGACAAACUGCUGGAGGUUUACUGUCGUACUGAUCAGCAGUGUAUCUGUUAUCAGUGUGUGAUGGAUGAACACAGAGGCCAUGAUACAGUCUCAGCUGCAGCAGAAAGGACUGAGAAACAGAAGCAGCUGGGGGCGACACAGAGAGAAUUCCAGCAGAGAAUCCAGGAGAGAGAGAAGAAGCUGCAGGAUCUGAGACAGACUGUGCAGUCACUCAAGCGCUCUGCACAGGCAGCAGUGGAGGACAGCGAGAGGAUCUUUACUGAGCUGAUCCGCUCCAUUGAAAGAAGGCGCUCUGAGGUGAAAGAGCUGAUCAGAGAUCAGGAGAAGGCUGAAGUGAGUCGGGCUGAAAGACUCAUGGAGCGACUGGCGAAGGAGAUUGCUGAGAUGAGGAGGAGAGAUGCUGAGGUGCAACAGCUUUCACACACAGAGGAUCACAUCCAGUUCCUCCAGAGCUGUCAGCCUCUCUGUGCCCUUCCUGGACCUGGAGACUUGCCCAGCAUCACUGUCAGUCCACACUCUUUCGAGGCUAUGAGGAAAUCUGUCUCUGAACUGAAAGAGCAGCUGGAAGAGUUGAUCAAAGUUUCUGGAAAAGCGAAAGAAGUCAAUAUUCUAGAGCCCAAGACCAGAGAGGACUUCUUACAAUAUUCCUGUCAGCUCACACUGGACCCCAACACAGCACAUCAAUGCCUCCGUCUGUCUAAGGGGAACAGAGAGGUGACCCGUGUGGAAGAGAUCCAUUCAUAUCCUAUUCAUCCAGAGAGAUUUGAGUGCUGGGCCCAAGUGCUGUGCAGAGAGGGUCUGUCUGGAUGCUGUUACUGGGAGGCUGAGUGGAGUGGGCGUGUGGUUUAUAUAGCAGUGUCAUAUAAAGAGAUCAGGAGGAAAGGAGACGGAAAUGAAUGUGCUCUGGGAUAUAAUAACAAGUCCUGGGGUGUGCGCCGUAAUGACUUUGGUUACACUUUCUGGCACAAUAAUGAGCGCACUGAAAUCCAUCCAGGUACACUCCUAUUCCCCAGAAUAGGAGUGUACCUGGAUCACGGGGCAGGAACUCUGUCCUUCUACAGCGUCUCUGACACAAUGACCCUCCUGCACAGAGUCCAGACCACAUUCACUCAGUCCCUCUAUCCUGGGUUUAGGGUUUAUGGUGUUGGAUCCUCUGUAAAACUGUGUGAUCUGGGUUGAGGCAGGGAGUGAGACAGAAAAUGAGUUCAAUUAAAUGAAAUAUUGAACUUUAAGAGAGUAACUGGUUGAAAUAAAAAUGGAAUCCAGACCACAUUCACUCAGCCCAUCUGUUCUGGGGUUUGCUUGCACUCUCAUCACGUUUACGGUGACUAUCUUAUUUUAGUUUGCUGUCACAGCCAAGAUUCAGUUCAAGGUGUUUUAUAAUUCUGUCUGCUGCUUCUUUUUGGAUUGAUUAUGUAAUGAUGCUGGGAAAUUGGGAAUUGAUUAAUAAAAAGAAUAAAAUUAAUAAAAAUGAU
This is a messenger RNA of Anguilla anguilla (European eel), 2008 nucleotides long. Its product is annotated as tripartite motif-containing protein 16-like. The record is from RefSeq and is a predicted model, not a curated record. The transcript has 6 exons. NCBI's taxonomy places the organism in Eukaryota, Metazoa, Chordata, Actinopteri, Anguilliformes, Anguillidae. Gene Ontology annotation, molecular function: protein binding; zinc ion binding. The coding region runs from base 3 to 1712 and encodes 569 amino acids.